This is a messenger RNA of Chara braunii, 1866 nucleotides long. Lineage: Eukaryota; Viridiplantae; Streptophyta; Charophyceae; Charales; Characeae. The record is from the annotation of a GenBank genome assembly.
GCCAGAAAGAAGAGAGAGAGAGGAGGGAGAGAGAAAAGGGAGAGAGGGAAAGUGACUGUCUGAAGUGGGCAAGGACUGGGAAAAGGAGUGUUCAUCCAAGUGAGAGGGCGAGUGAACCUUUUGAGAGUCUAAUUGAUUCUUUUGUUGACUGGCGACUCUCUGACCCACCUGUCAAUACUGACAGUCCAAAAAUGGCUCAGCUAACUUCAGUGCAAUGGCGGACCUUGUUAGAUGAAGCCAAUGAUGCCGAAAAACCAUACCUACAAGCACUCCUAGAUAGUGCAAUCAAAAGGGAACAGGAGGCAGAGAAGGAGAGGAAGGAGACAUUGUUGAGAAGGCAAGUGGCCAUCCUAGAGAUUGUUCCCUCACUGGCUGAAGAGCAGUGUGGGGAACAAUUGCAGUCUAUACUCAUCGGCCUUGUUCAAGUCAGGAACCUUGAGGAUCAUACCACUCAGAUCGUUGAAGUCUUUGCAAAGUUGCAGACACUUCAAGAUGAUCUGACUGAUAUGACCCGCAAGUACCAUGAUUUGACAAAGGAGGUGGCUGAGCUGCGACAAGCCCAAGUGGCGAACCCUCUUCCUCUACCCCCUGGAUCUGAAGUUGCAAUUGAAACUACCUCUGCCCCUCUUACUGUAUCUUCAUCCUUGAAUGUGAUGGCAGCCCCCUCGGGAACUGCAACAGGUGCAGAUUCCGCUGUUGCUGUGACAAGCAACGAGGCUGGAAAUUCUGCAACUGCUGCAGCCCCAAGAUCGGAACCAGUCGGUGCUGGUCCCAGCUACGCCGGUCCCUAUGUGGAUCGUAAGGCGGUUCAAAUACCGUCUAAGUACGACGGUAAGGAAGACAUCAAAUCCUGGAUCAGCUCCAUGAGGGCAUAUUUCGAUAUUCUGGGGACUCAACUUGAGAAGCAGUCCGUGAUCAUGGGAAUGAAUGUCGAGCCGGUCGUGCGGGGCUUCUUAGAGGUCCAAGCUACGCGAGCUGGGAUUCCUAAAAUUCAACUAACAAGAUGGCUUAAGGCCACCCCGGUUGCCUCCCUCGAGGAACUCCUCAUAUCACAAUACCUGGAUCCACAUGCUGCAACAAGGGCAAGAAUUCAGCUUGACAAAAUCAAGCGCAGCAAGUGGACGGGCUCCAUGAAAAGCCUGCAGACGUAUCUUAGCAAGAUGUUUGCCACAACCGGAUUGGAACUGCGCAAUCUUGCUUGGAUGUGGUCAAAGGCGCGGUUCCCACUAACUUUACUAAUCGCCUGGGCAGGGACUUCAUUGUCCCAAUGCGAAUGGACCAAGUGGAAGGAGUCACUUUUCAUGAUCAAAGAUGCUAGAAGGAACGAGCUUCCUGUCCUCUUGGAUGAGAAGCACGAGUCCCCAGUGACUUUUCUGAAUGCAAUGCAGUUCUGCAAGAAAUGGCGCAAGCACAAGGAGGAAGAGCAGUUGUAUGUUGCCUUUGUUCGUCCUACCCAUGUGCCAUCUACUUUUGCAGCUAUGACCAAGCGACAGCACGCCAUGAUCCAUCAUGCGAACAAGAAGCGUCGACCGUCGGAUAUUGAGGUAGGAAGCUAUGUCUGGGUCAAGAUGUCUGAAUUCUCAGAAGAAGAGGGAGUCUCACGCAAACUUCUCCCUCUCUAUUACGGGCCCUGGGAAGUUUUGGAUGUGAUUGGUGAAGAUCACUUUGGCCCUUCGUACGUCGUUGAUGUGCCAGCCCACCUGCGCACAUACCCCGUGUUCCACGCAUCCAAAUUGUACCUCCAUGUGAUGCUAAGACAUUCGAUUAUCGAGAAGAUAUGAUCCUUCCCGCGAUCAAAGGUGGGCAUGAGAUACACAGGAUCAAACCGCACGUAGGGAAGGGACGCAACAAACAGUACCAGAUCAC